Sipha flava (yellow sugarcane aphid) is the source of this 3635-nucleotide messenger RNA. RefSeq lists its product as uncharacterized. NCBI's taxonomy places the organism in Eukaryota, Metazoa, Arthropoda, Insecta, Hemiptera, Aphididae. The transcript has 5 exons. The record is from RefSeq and is a predicted model, not a curated record. Bases 902 to 3448 code for a protein of 848 amino acids.
CGUGCGCACAAGAGCUGUUUAUACAUAGUGACGUAGAGACUGUAGUAGAAGCAGAUUUUUCAAAACUCCUCUCAGAAGAAGACGAGUACAUGACAAAGGGGAGUGGAUUUACGUUAUCGUGUAUAGACGGUGUCCUUUUGGGGGUGUAUAAAUACACUCCUUUAGGCGGUUGUUCUUAUAUUCCGUUACCGGAAAAUAUAGAGAAGAAAAAAAGUACAAUAAACCCGCAGAAUAUCGAUGAAGAGUGUUUUAAGUGGGCGAUUCUCGCAAAACAUGUGAAAAAUAAUACUCGUAAACGGGUCGGUUCGAAUUAUUACGAUGAAGAACAUAGAUAUGACUUUUCCCAGAUAACAACGCCCACACCUAUAUCUGAUGUAAAAUUAUUCGAGCGCUGUAAUCCUAAUACUUCCGUUAACGUGUACGGAUUAUUUAAUAAUAUUAAUAAUAAUAAUAAUAAUAGGUCAUCUAAAGACAUCGUACAUCCGAUAAAGGUCUGCGAUACAGAGAAAGAAGAUCACUUCGAUUUAUUAUUCAUAAACGACGUAGACACGGGGAAAAGUCACUAUUGUUAUAUAUCAAAUUUUACACGGCUUAUAAGCGAUCAAAAAAAUAGACAUGAACAUCGGUUGUUUAUAUGUAAAAAAUGUUUUACGACUUUUAACAAUCAACCGUUAAAAUAUAGAUUAUACGGUAAAGAGGCGCUAACGGCACACAAGAAAAUAUGUAAGGUACACCGAGCAAUUGUCCCCGUAAUGCCACAGGGGGGGACAUACUAAAAUUCGAGGGUUGGCGUAAAACUCAAAGAUUACCGUUUGUAAUCUAUGCCGAUUUUGAAGCGCUUUUAUUGCCUAUUGAACAACAGCACGGAUCAAACACUCGAACGUUUCAACAACAUCGUGCAAUGAGCUAUGGAUUCAUAGUAAAGGUAGGCGAUCACGUGCCCGCAGAAUUACUCGAACAAUUCGAAAUUCCGCGGUCGGUCGUAGUUUACCGCGGAUCUGAGAACGCCGAUGAUGUAGCUAAACAAUUUGUUAUGGCCGUGACCAGUAUAGCGGAGAGGAUACACGAGCUUCUUAGUAAAACAAACGUUCCGAUUGUUAUUACCGACGAGCAACUGCGUGUUCACCAUACAAAAAUACAUUGCGAAUUGUGUAAAAUCAAGUUCUCGCAUGGAAACCGCCUAGUAGCACACCAUGAUCAUUUAACGGGAGAGUUUUUAAAAAGUCUCUGCAAUAAUUGCAAUCUUAAACUGGUAACGCAAAACUUUGUUCCGUGCUUCAUACACAAUUUAUCGAGAUACGAUGCACACUUCAUCGUUACAGAACUGGGAUACAACGAGCAACGUAUCUCGGUAAUUGCUAACAGCGAGGAAAAUUAUAUAUCAUUUUCCAAAUAUAUCGAUAAUAACUUCUCGAUCAGAUUUGUUGAUUCUUGCAGAUUUAUGGCGUCAAAACUGUCCACGCUAGCUGAAAAUCUAAUAACAGAUGAUUUUGCAAAGUUCGGUGAAAUUUCGAAAGUUUUCUGCUCCGACGACAUGCCUCUAGUUACCAGGAAAGGCGUGUACCCCUACGAAUAUACCAACAGCUGGCAACGAUUGAGUGAGACGAGACUGCCUGAGAAAAAACAUUUUUACAGUACAUUACUUGAAGCACACAUCGAGCACGAAGAGUAUGAACACGCAACGCAGGUAUGGACUCACUUUAAUUGUCAGACUCUAGGCGAUUAUAGUGAUCUAUACCUGAAGAUAGACGUAUUGUUACUGGCUGACGUGUUUGAAAAUUUUCGCGAUCUCUGUAUUUCAACGUAUAACCUCGAUGCUUCAAAAUAUCAAACAUCACCUGCGUUAACAUUUGAUAGCAUGUUGAAAUACACGAGGAUAGAGUUGGAGCUCGUCAGUGAUUACGAUAAAUUACUCAUGCUUGAGACGGGCAUAAGAGGUGGUCUAGUCCAAGCUUCUCGACGAUUUGCUCGAUCCAACAACGAAAAGACUCCGGGGUUUGAUUGUAAUCAACCAAAAUCGUAUCUCGUUUAUCAAGAUUGUAAUAAUUUAUACGGAUGGUCGAUGUGUAAAUCAAUACCGUACGGUGGAUUCAAGUGGUAUGAGGGUAAUCUUGACGUGGCACUGGCUCAACUGGAGACUAUGACUGAAAACGAUAGUUUUGGUAGAAUUUAUGAAGUAGAUAUAUCAUACCCGGUACAUCUACACGAUGAACAUAAUGAUUUACCUUUCCUACCUCAUGCCAGUAUACCACGCGGAUCUAACGUUCGUAAACUGAUGGCAACGUUAGAAACCAAAAAAAAUUAUAUCGUGCAUUAUGUUAAUCUCAUUCAAGCUAUACAACACGGAUUGAUCGUGGAAAAAGUUCAUAGAGUAUUAGAAUUUAAUCAAUCGCCAUGGCUCGCUCCGUACAUAGCAUUGAACACUGAAAAGCGAAAACAGGCUGUUAACGAUUUUGAAAGAGAUUUUUUUAAAUUAAUGGUUAAAUCAAUGUUUGGUAAAACUAUGGAGUCAAUGCGUAAACGAAUUAAUAUUGAAUUAGUCUGCUCGCAGAAUAGAAUGACUAAACUUAUUAACAGCACGACAUUUAAAUAUUGUACGAGUUAUAAUGAAAAUCUGACAGGGGUUUCGUCACAUCAUAAAAAAAUUAAUUUCUGCAAGCCGAUAUUUAUAGGUUUUACAUUACUUGAUUUGAGUAAAACAUUAAUGUAUAAAUAUCAUUAUGAUGUGAUGAAGAUACACUUUAAAGACAGAAUUAGUUUGCUGUACACUGACACUGAUUCAUUGAUAUAUCACAUAAUGACGGAUGACUUUUACAAAGAACUAUUGGAUAAUCCUAAUUUAUUGAGUCAUAUGGAUACGUCAAAUCUUCCGUUGGACCACCCGUGUUAUGUGGCGACACGUAAGAAAAUUCCAGGAUUAUUUAAAGAUGAAACGGAGGGUCGUACGAUGUACGAGUUUGUAGCACUCCGGGCCAAAUCAUAUGCGUACGAUAUAGAAGAUGUCACGUGUAUAAAAGCUAAGGGGGUUAGGAGUCAUGUCGUCAGGAAUCAUUUAAACCUCAACGAUUACAAGCGCUGCUUGUUCGGUUCUGAUUCUGACAACGAUGAUAACGUGGAGACGGACAGUGAUGAUAAUGAUACGAAAAUGGCUUCGAAGAAAUGGUUAGCCUCAUACUGUGCAAGCCGUGUUAUUGAUACUAUAUAUAAAAAUGCUGCAAUAUCUAUUGAUAAUAAUAAUUCAUCAUCAUCAUCGUUACCGUUAUCACAUAAAACGAUACCUCCUUAUUUGUACACUCCAUUUAGAGAAAAUAUAUCCAUACGUUCGUUCAACCAUAGUGUUAAAACGAUUAAGACUAUGAAGUUGACGUUAAACAGAUCAGACGAUAAGAGGGUGGUACAGCCGAAUUUAGUAAGCACGCUCGCACAUGGUCACUACGCGUGCACGUGAAAACUACUACAGUCGGGUGAAUGAAAAGUGGCCGCUGGCAAAUAUGAUAGCAACGAUUUUUUUUGCUAAAAACAGGGGUUCUCAUAAUGAAAAUCGAGGAACGCGAUCGGUAUACAUCUUCAAACCGGUUCACCGUGAACCACCUGUACGGGCGGUUUUGGUUUUAUAGACCUUUUUUCUCCCUAUU